GAUUCCGAAUCUUACAUUAUGGAAUUACCUCUAGCAGUGAAACCAACGAGAACAGAUUUUGUGUGAAAAAGUUUAAUUAUCAUCUAUAUGUAAUUAAAUAUUAAUAUCAAUUCGGUUUCUAUUUGUGCAUUGUGUACUUAGAAGUUCAAUGGAAGUGAGAAAUAUAAGUUAAAUUCCACAUAGAAGUGGAAAAUUUGAUCCAAUGGUCUUAGUCAUUGCCAAGUAGAGACCUAUCCGUCGCACCCAUAAUUCAUCUCUGAAAAGUUUUGCACCACGAAAGACAGCAGGAAAUCCAAGAGAAAAAAGUUAAUAAACGGAAGAAAACAUUCUCUACCCACAUAGAGGUGUAACUUGAAGAAGGAUUAAGGGGUAAAGAUUGUGAAACACAUCUAAUAACAUAAACAAAUAAAAUAAGGAAUAUAUCUGAAACGGACUAAAAUGCCUCUUCCAAAGAGACAUGUUGAGCCGGUGUAUAUUGCAAGAUCGCAAUAUAUCAAUAAUGAUUUUCAAGAGUCAAUUGAAUUGGAAACUGUUACGAAUACAACACUAACAAACAUCAUUCGGCAAUUGUCGUCCUUAUCGAAACAUUCUGAGGAUUUAUUUGGAGAACUAGCCCGUGAUGCUGGUUUCCUGUCAGACAGGGUGAAUUCUUUGCAGGCUCGAAUUGACCGUUUAGCCAUAAAGGCCACCCAAUUGGAUAGCACAACUGAAGAAAUAUCAUUGACGGAUAUUCAACUAAAGAAGGCAUUUAAGAGUGCCAGUAUAUUUGAUCAGCAAAUUUUUUCACGCAGCACAAUGCCAACUGCAAUGUUGGAAACGUACAAGCAAUGUGAUAAGCCGCCACCACUUGAUAAGCUCAAUUGCUACAGAGAUGAUGGCAAAGAUGGACUGAAGUUCUAUACGGAUCCAAAUUAUUUUUUCGAACUCUGGCGACAGGAGAUGCUUAAGGAUACAGAAAGGGUGAUGCAUGACCGCGGAAAAAAGAUCCACAAACCACGUACAGAUGGAACAUCUGCAACGGGCCCGAGACAUAAGAAGCGUGUGAGAACACCCCAUAAUACGCGAGAAAAGCAACGCCAAAUAGCAAUAGGACAUGGAGAAACGUUAAUGCCAAAUAAUGUUAUCUAUAGAACACCAAAUUCCCUCAUCAACCAAGAUAAUGCCUAUAAUAAUAUAUCAAUUUACGAUAUGAGACCGAACAGACCAAAUUCAAUUGAACUGCGUCGUAGUUACCCAGCAGAGGCAGUCGAUGGCUUUUUACCGGGUUCGCCAAAUUAUCAGCAGCAGAAUAAUUUUCAUCAGCAACAGACAACUUACGAUGAUAAUCCAUACAAUCAAUCUCUUUAUGGGUCAUCCGGAAAUCAAGCACCUCUGUCGUCCGAUAGUCUCUAUGCACCGGGAACACCAACAAGGACUAAGCCACGUCCGUCACAACCACCUCCAGCACCGCCGUCUUCUGGAAGUGGUGGUGGUACUCCAACAACAUCGAAUACUAAUACUCCCACACGUGGUAGGAGCAUGUCAACAGGACGGGAUAAUUUACCCCCACCACCUCCAAUUCCAGAGGCAAAGUUAUCACCUCCCCCACCAAUUAAUGGUGGUAGUGUUGCAGCUAAACUACUUGGUAGAAGUCACAGUACAUCACGCUCUGGCUCACCUCAAUUGAAUACAUCAAUGCAGGAUCAGAAUGCUCUGGUUAUGGCUCAGCUAAAUACCCAAAUUAAUAACUUAGCAAAUAUAAACAUCCACGGAGUUCCCCAUCAAAUUAGUGCAAUGAACGAUUUACCCCCUCCACCACCAAUUCCUGAGCAGAUAUCGCCUAAACCUUCACCGCCAAAUUCGGCACCACCCCCUCCACCACCCCCACCACCUAUAAUUGAUUGCCUAAUGAGUCCACCACCUGCAAGUGGUCCAAUAAAGUCUGUGACAAAUGGCGAUGUAAACAAUUUGAAUGCUAUGAUGAAUAUGCAGCAACAAAAUAUUACAAAUACAACUAAAAAGGUUCUACCACCUAUCCACGAUAGUAGGAAUGAUUUAAUGAAAGCUAUUCGCGAUGGUAUAAAAUUAAGGAAAGUGGAGAAAUGUGAAGCUAAAGAAAAUGAACGUACAACGGCUUUUCAUGAUGUUGCAUCAAUUCUUGCUAGAAGAGUGGCUAUUGAACUUUCAGAAUCGGAAUCAUCAGAAAGUGAUGAGGAUAGUGAGGGUUGGAUGGAGCCUAAUGAAACAUCUGCAUAAUUUUGUUUUCAAUCACAAAUGGUAGAAAUUUAAAACAGAAAUUGUUUAGAUUUAAAUAAAAUAUAUAUAUUUGAUUAUUAACUAAAUGAAAGGCAAAUUACAUCGAUUUUUUGACGAAACAUUAUGCUCCUAUUUUUUACUCCCUUCAUAAUAUAUUGCCUCGUUAUACUACACAAUAAUAACGAUUUUUAAUUUUAAAUAAGCUAUGGUUUUUUUCAUUGUACAUUAUAUAUAAUAAGUGAAGUAGAUAUUUGGAAAAUAUUUGUCUAUUUGCAAUGUUCUGGUAUAAAUGAAAAUGUUUCAAGUAGAUAUUAUGUAUUUUUUUGUCAAUAUGAAAAACUUAUGAGGGAAUGUGUUAAAAAUAAAAUUUUAGUAACUCAAUAUUCAAAAAAAUUUAAAUCCUUAAGUAACCAUAUUUAUGGAGAAGUUCAUUAAUAAAAGCUUACAAAAUCGUUUAGGAUCAGAUUGGAUAACAACUAAAAUAUAAAAAUUCAUAAAAAUAUAUAGUUCUUAGUGAGCUUUACGUGUUUAAAGAAAAACGUUAUUAAAAGCGAAUAUACAUAGUACUAUUUCUCAACAACCUACUUUUAUUGCUGAAAAAAACUGAAAAACAAAUCAUGUUAAAUUUGAAGACACGUAAACAUAACAGAAAUACAUAUUAUUAUUUUUUAAAUGUUAGGCCUGCUCAUAAGUUUCCUUCGACUGACAACACAAUGAUCUUCAGAUACUUUACUCGUUCUCACGUCUGCUAAUUGCGAAAAUACCAAUUAUGAAUUGAAUAGAGUUUUUAGAAACUUGUGUGCUCAUACAAUUAGUUUUUUUUUUAGUAUCUAUCAGUUUUUUUUAUUUUGUUAAUUUUUCUAUAAAUUGUUUUAAAGAGUCAGAACAAAAAAAUGUAAAAAAUAGCAUAUUUUGCAUAAAGCAAUUUGAGAAUGUGUAAAGCAGCUGAUGAACUUAUAUUCUUAAAUUAAAAUAUAUACCUACAAUUGAAAUUGGCUUGUACAAUAACACAUUCACUGAAAUUUUGCUUUUAUGUACAAAACCUAUAAUUGAAUAUUUUCUUUUAUGCUAUGUGAGAAACUACAAAAGUUAUCUACAAUUAUGUAAAUAUUAAAAAAAAAGAAACACUAUUAAAUAUUAAUCCUGUACCUACUUCAUGAUAUUUGUUUGACAAAAAGAAUAUGAAAGAAAUAUUAAAUAAUCAGUAUAACCA
Lutzomyia longipalpis is the source of this 3448-nucleotide messenger RNA. RefSeq names its product actin-binding protein WASF3 (gene SCAR). The transcript has 6 exons. Gene Ontology annotation, biological process: positive regulation of Arp2/3 complex-mediated actin nucleation; actin cytoskeleton organization. The coding region runs from base 439 to 2235 and encodes 598 amino acids. Gene Ontology annotation, molecular function: Arp2/3 complex binding; actin binding; protein kinase A regulatory subunit binding. The record is from RefSeq and is a predicted model, not a curated record. Lineage: Eukaryota; Metazoa; Arthropoda; Insecta; Diptera; Psychodidae. Gene Ontology annotation, cellular component: SCAR complex; cytoskeleton.